Messenger RNA from Sceloporus undulatus (fence lizard), 2096 nucleotides. It is a transcript of the gene SPRED2, whose product is annotated as sprouty related EVH1 domain containing 2. NCBI's taxonomy places the organism in Eukaryota, Metazoa, Chordata, Lepidosauria, Squamata, Phrynosomatidae. Gene Ontology annotation, cellular component: membrane. The record is from RefSeq and is a predicted model, not a curated record. The transcript has 6 exons. Gene Ontology annotation, biological process: multicellular organism development; negative regulation of MAPK cascade. The coding region runs from base 584 to 1849 and encodes 421 amino acids. Gene Ontology annotation, molecular function: protein kinase binding.
GGCUCUCGACCAUCUUGAGUCCCAGGCAGGGAGGGGAAGGAGACUGGCUGGCUCCUGGCCUGCCUCUCUCCCUCUCAGUCUCUCUCAAUCCCCCCCCCCCAUACACACACACACACACUUUUGCCCAAAGCAGCUGGGCUGCUUGGAUAACGUCAUCGCUUCCGCCCAGCUUCCUCCUCCUCUGCUCUUCUUGGCUGCUGCAAGAAUCCAACAUGGAGUAAAGGCAGCGAUGGGGCUCGGAAGGGGCCUCCAGCUGCUGCUGGCCAAAGCAGAGGCACCCCCCAGGUGCCUUCCUGCCCGCUGAGCCCCCUCUGGGCAGCCUCCCCACUGCAAACCCCUUGAUCCCCAUUCCUCCCUCCUUCCUUCCCUAUACAACUGCAGCCAAGGAGGCCUUAGCAGACCCCCAGCUCCAAGGCUUCCCUCCCCAUCCCUUCCAAGAAGGAGCAGCCCAAGGAGGCCUCCAGCCCAGCCACCCACUCCCCACUUUUCUUUAGGGGGUGGGCUUGGGGCUCUGGCUUUCUCCCCGCCAUGUAAAGCUCCAGGGAAAAAUGAAGAGGCGCAGGCCGGCUGCCCGCGGCGGGGGAUGAGCUGCCAGGAGGAGAAAAUGACCGAAGAAAACCACCACCCAGACGAUGACAGCUAUAUUGUGAGAGUCAAAGCUGUGGUUAUGACCCGAGAUGACUCCAGUGGAGGAUGGUUGCCACAAGAAGGAGGCGGUCUUAGCAGAGUUGGUGUCUGCAAGGUCAUGUGCCCAGAGGGCAACGGGAGAAGUGGGUUUCUGAUCCACGGAGAAAGGCAGAAAGACAAACUGGUGGUAUUGGAAUGCUAUGUAAAGAAGGACCUGGUCUACACUAAAGCAAACCCUACAUUUCAUCACUGGAAAGUUGACAACAAGAAGUUUGGGCUGACUUUUCUAAGCCCUGCUGAUGCACGUGCAUUUGAUAGAGGAGUGAGGAAAGCCAUUGAAGAUCUCAUGGAAGGAUCUACAACUUCGUCCUCAACAAUCCACAAUGAGACUGAAGUUGGAGAUGAUGACGUCUUUACAAAUGCUACGGACAGCUCUUCUAAUUCUUCUCAGAAGAGAGAACAGCCUUUGCGAACACUAGCCUCCCCUCCAUCCUGUGAACAUCACAGAAUUUGCACCCGUGGUCAUAUUCAUGACCAGUUUAGCCCUGACCACUACCAUCUAGAACAAUCAGUCCCGCGACCAUAUCGGCAUGUCAGCUUCCCAGAUGAUGAUGAAGAAAUUGUUCGGAUUAAUCCCCGAGAAAAGAUCUGGGUGACAGGUUAUGAGGACUACCGCCAUACCCCUAUGCGAGGGAAGUACAUUGAUUCAGAUGACGGGGACUCCUACGUGCGGUUUGCCAAAACUGAAGCCUCCAAACAUGAUUAUAAUUAUCCUUAUGUAGGCAACUCUGACUUUGAUCCCAGUGAAGACAUUAAGGGUGCAGUGAUAAAGACUCAGCCUGCCAGGUGCAAAUCACGGCGGCGGAAAGCAGAUGGAGAGAGGUCGCGGUGUGUCUAUUGCAGAGACAUCUUCAAUCAUGAGGAGAACAGGAGGGGUCAGUGCCAGGAUGCUCCAGACCGAGUGAGAAGCUGCAUCCGCCGAGUCAGCUGUAUGUGGUGUGCGGACAGUAUGCUCUAUCACUGUAUGUCUGAUCCAGAAGGAGACUAUACAGACCCUUGUUCUUGCGAUACCAGCGAUGAAAAGUUUUGCCUCCGGUGGUUGGCCCUUAUCGCCUUGUCUUUUAUCGCUCCUUGUAUGUGCUGUUACUUGCCACUCCGGGCUUGUUAUCACUGUGGGGUUAUGUGCAGGUGCUGUGGUGGGAAACACAAGGCAGCCGGAUGACAACCCUCCAAGCUUGGUUGAAGAACUUGGCCUUUUCUCCUUUGACCUAAGGAGUGUCUUGGUCUGAAGCAUUCUCAGAUUUUACAUGCAUCCUUGACACAGCUUGGGAGGGACCCUGACAGGAUCCAGAAACCAGUGGGGCGGCCAUUACUUUAACCCUUCCCACUUGGCUGCUAUGCAUUGCUCACUGAGUUCUAACAGACUAAUGUGCAGCAUAGACUUUUGUAUUAUUGAUCUUUAAUCAAAA